Messenger RNA from Apus apus (common swift), 1005 nucleotides. It is a transcript of the gene PRR7, whose product is annotated as proline rich 7, synaptic. The record is from RefSeq and is a predicted model, not a curated record. NCBI's taxonomy places the organism in Eukaryota, Metazoa, Chordata, Aves, Apodiformes, Apodidae. The transcript is spliced from 2 exons. Bases 80 to 766 code for a protein of 228 amino acids.
UGCCGCCGCCCUGAGCAUCCCGUCCCCCACCCCAAGGGCAGGGAGUGGCCGGGGCCUUUCCCCGGGGCCGGCAGCCAAGAUGGUGAUGUCCCAGGGCACCUACACCUUCCUCACCUGCUUUGCGGGCUUCUGGCUCAUCUGGGGGCUCAUCGUGCUGCUGUGCUGCUUCUGCAGCUACCUGCGGCGGCGGGUGAAGCGGCAGCAGGAGGAGCGGCUGCGGGAGCAGAGCCUGCGCGCGCUGGAGCUGGAGCCGCUGCACUACGAGGGUUACGGGGGCAGCCCCCCCGGCAUCGCCAUUCCCCACCGCCUCCGCCUCGAGCCCCACCAUCAUCACCCCCACCACAUCCCACCCCCCCGGCCCUGGAGCUGCCGGCACGAGUCAGACCUGUCGAAGCCACCGUGCUAUGAGGAGGCACUGCUGAUGGCAGAGCCCCCCCCGCCGUACAGCGAGGUGCUGAUGGACACACGGGGGCUCUACCGUAAAAUCAACACCCCCUUCCUGAGCCACGAGCGGCUGGAGAAGCAGGAGCAGCCCCCCAGCUACAAACCUCUUUUCCUGAACGCCGGCUACGGGUCGGCGCUGCACCUGCCCCGCUCAGCCAGCCCCAGCCCUGCCUGCCCGGACCUCUACCUGCAGGCAGAGUGCUCCCCCCGCAUGUUUCCCAGCUGGACGGACUCAGAGCUCAGCAGCAGGGACACGUACGAGCCGGGACCCUGGCACCUCCCGGUCUCCAUGCCCCUUUUCGGCAGGACUACCGCUGUCUAACGGCGGGCCCAGGGGACCCCCGGACCUUGGUGUGGUUGCCCCUCUGGCACCUUGGGGGGUUGGUUUUGGUUGCCCGCGUCACCCUGGGGACGCCUGCCCUGGCACAGGCCAUCGCUGCCGGCGCGGAAGGGGCUGGUUCCCCCUCUGGCCCCUGCCGGACCCCCAUGGCUGGGGGUGCUGGGGACUUCUGCUCUCUGUUUCUUAAAUUUUUUGUUUGUUACAGUUUGAGAAUAAAAGUU